GAAGAAAGGCGAGAGAGAGAGAGAGAGAGAGAGAGAGAGAGAGAGAGAGAGAGAGAGAGAGGAGAGAGAAGGCGCGUUUGUUCUUGUUCCUUCUUCUCCCUUUUCUUCCGGCCCCUCAAUUAUUACAGAACCCCCCUCCCCCAUUUCUCAGUAAUUUCGGGCCGAAGCACAAUCGCCCUUCUCAACUUCUUCUGCUCGAUUCUCCAGCCAUACACUUCACUGAUUACUUCAAACGACGGCCAUGGUGUCCGCGAACAGAGAGAUGGUGGUGUACUGUUUCGAUACCCUUCUCGCUCACUACAACGGCGAGGACGCCCCUCCCCCGGCUUUCGACGGCGGUCAACACCCUUUGUUCGUUACCUGGAAAAAAGUGGUCAAUGGUGGUGAACCGCGAUUGCGUGGAUGCAUAGGAACUCUAGAAGCUCGCUGCUUGAUAAAUGGCUUCAAGGACUAUGCUUUAAAUAGUGCAUUGAGGGACCGCAGGUUCCCCCCUAUACAGCCUAAAGAAUUACCAUUUCUGGAAUGCACAGUUUCCAUUCUAGUUGAUUAUGAAACAGCUAACAAUCAUCUUGAUUGGGAGGUAGGUAAACAUGGUAUUAUUAUUGAGUUUAAUGAUCCUGACUAUAAUGCAAGACGAAGCGCUACGUAUCUGCCUGAGGUCGCUGCCCAUGAAGGUUGGACCAAAAUCGAGGCCAUUGAUUCAUUGAUGCGGAAAGCAGGAUAUAACGGUGCAAUCACCGAGUCACUGCGGAAGCGCAUUAGACUGACCCGAUACCAAAGCACCCUAUUCACCAUGCACUACGGUGAGUAUGUCUCCUACGUUAAAACCACCCGGGGCAUGGUCCCCUGCGUCGUCGGGGCUAAAGCCUAACACAAUCAUUGAUUCUUCCAAACGGCUUUUGCUAAAACAACCUGCAAAGCCUAAGUUUGGGUACUGAACUAAAACAAAAUUGGAGGCCUGAAUGAUGUCUUUUGUCAAUGCCAUUCAACAAGGAAAAAAAAUAAAACUCAAAGAAUCCAGUAGUAAUGUGAAGUGGUUUGGGAACUAUCAUUCAAGCUCUGCAGCUUUCUCUGUGGUUGGCUGCUCUGUAAUACUUUCAUAUACUUCCUUAAUACUAUAACUAUCAUUGCUAUUUAUCUAUCUGCAAUUUAGCUACGUAUUCUUCUAUUGAGGUUCGAACUCGAACUCGAGACGGUUAUCUUGAUCGAAAUCGAAUUAUCACUUGUAUAGAUCUUACCAUUUUAUGCAUAUUGUUCCUUCUCAA
This is a messenger RNA of Momordica charantia (bitter melon), 1265 nucleotides long. Its product is annotated as AMMECR1 family. The record is from RefSeq and is a predicted model, not a curated record. NCBI's taxonomy places the organism in Eukaryota, Viridiplantae, Streptophyta, Magnoliopsida, Cucurbitales, Cucurbitaceae.